Esox lucius (northern pike) is the source of this 4833-nucleotide messenger RNA. RefSeq names its product GRAM domain containing 2B (gene gramd2b). The coding region runs from base 2776 to 4050 and encodes 424 amino acids. The transcript is spliced from 14 exons. The record is from RefSeq and is a predicted model, not a curated record. Lineage: Eukaryota; Metazoa; Chordata; Actinopteri; Esociformes; Esocidae.
UAGUGGUACCCGGCAGUACUGAAAACUCAUUAUGCAAGAUGCGACAGCCAAUCAGGGCACGCCUGCCCCUAUAUAGGACCCAUGAGCCCAGAGAACACCUUCCAUUUUUAUUCAGCAAAUGCUUGUUGAGUUGUUGAGUACUCUACUUCAACCUGACAAUUUUUUUUACCAUCGACGUCCUUUAGCUCGGUGUCUCAACAUGAAGAAAUGUUUCGCCGUGGCGCCGACCUGUCUCCAGACCGGGACUCCCGUCGUCACGUGACGUUGAAGAGGUAGCGGCUAAUCUGAAAGCUGUCCUCCUCCUUAACCAGGCCCAGACGAUCUGCGCCGGGCGCACAGUGGCUUCUGCGGUGGUCGGACACCGUCAUCUGCGGCUGUCUCUCUCCUCCUAUGCGAGGCCGAUCGCGCACCCCUCCUCACCCCUCUCCCAGAAGGGCUUAUUUGGCGACGCCGUUCACACGGCCAUAGCGUCUUUCAAGAAAGCUGACGAGGGACGGAAGGAGGCCCCACGACCCUCUUCCCAUCACCCGGGCUCUUCUGCUAACGACGCCAGCGCCGUCACGUCUCCUGCCACUGCUUCUGCUGCUGCCUCGGCUCCUCCUCCUGCUGCCGCGGCUCCUGCUCCUCCUUCCGUGCGACGCAAACAAUCCGCUCCCAGACUGGACGUUCCAUGGCCGACUAAGAAGCCCAGACCGUCCUGACUAGGCGUGGUGCGGGCUAUGAUUGGCAACAUUUCCCUCGCGGCCCCCUCCUCUUCCUCCAUCAGCGGAGUAUGGGCCGAGUCCGACGGCGUUGCAGAUUCGGCCCGACAAUCUUUAUAUUUCAAUAAAGCUAAACGUUACUCUGGCGUUUGUUGUGCUUUUGUGCAGACUCAGGCGGUGUCUGAGCCUGUUGAGUCACUUGUUACUUUCACAUGCCCUAGUUUGCCUCCAUCGGUGUCUAAUAAAGACUCAGUGAACGCUCUCUCGGUCUCUAUGCCGGCCCCGUUGGAUAUGAGCAGUGGCGCGAAUGAGCGGCUUUUCCCUCAUUCUCGCCCUGCAGCUGAUAGGUUUUCUAAUGUGUUUGAUUGUGCAUGCUCUAUUCCUUUCCCUAUGCAGUGUAAGAGUUACGUUAGCUACGUUCAGGGUAGUGCGGGUUUUCGGGGAGUUAGAGGUAUAACUACUCUCCCCCUUCUACCCGCCACCUCUAAUAGACAUAAGCGCCGGCUAGCGGUUUCAGAUGCGUCUCUUAUUCCGCUGCCCGGCAGGAUUGUGUUUACAUUCACUCGCAGUCAGGGAAACGUUUGCGUAUGCAAAUGCUGGUUUCAUCUCUCUCCCGCCACUCGCGGGUUACCGAGCGUCCUGACAUUUCACCGGUUGUUACAGACGUAACCGUGGUGGCUUCUCAUCCCGCUUGCUAUGACGAGAUCAAACGCCAGGUAACACCGCCGGCUUUCGCCUCCGUCUCGCUACCUGCUCUUUCUGAUCAUCCCAGCCCCGUCUGCCCUACUCGGCAUCUCAUUGGCAACACGUCCCCACGCAGGAUGCAACGUCUGCAAAUGUCGUCAGGGAAUCACGUGCUUUGCCUUGAUUCUAUCCUUCUUUAUCACUGUAGGACCCGGAGACUUGUUGGCUUAGGGUUAUUGUGGCCGCCUACCCACACGCUUGGGGUAGGUUCGCAUCCUACCUGGAGUGUAACCUAUCUUUUAAUACUAUUUUAUAUUCUCAUGCCUCUCAUCUCGUGAUGUGUGGUGCCAUGUGUAUUUUCGGUUGUGCUUGUGUGGAACGGAUACGUUUCCCUCUCGCUUGAGCUCAACAUCCUUUCUCCCUGGGUUGGCCUAUGUUUUCGUGGGCCUACACUAAGGGGGAUUCCAUCAUUACGCAUUCGAUCAUCCCUUUCUGACCGUGUCAGCUGUCGGGGAUGUUUUCGUCUUGGGGUUUUUGAGGAAGGUUUUUACUGGACCCUGCGAACGUACUGGUGUUCCGGCAGGGAGUACAUCUUUGUCUCGCACGCUCCGCCGUGAACCACUAGGAGCUAAAUCCCCUCUAGGGGGCGGAGCUCCACGACAUAUAACUGUUGCCCUGCCUUCCUACGAGUCAUGCUGAAUAAUCUCGGGAGGGUGUUCUCUGGGCCCACGGGUCCUAUAUAGGGGCUGGCGUGCCCUGAUUGUCUGUCGAAUCUUGCAUAAUGAGUUUUCAGUACGGCUGCGGACGCGGCCAGGGUAAACCGCUAGUUCCUAUCAUUGCAACCCACAGCCAUGGCAGUGGGGAUAGUCAUGACACCGCCAGAUAUGUAACUAAUGACAUGUAUAAGAGCUAUUGUCGGAUAUUUUAAAUGGAAAUUGAUGCAUGAGGCAUAAGAUUCGAUAGCCAUAGCGAUAUUUAGACCUAAUCAGGUUACAGAUUGCUUUUUAAAUGUCAUUAUCCACUGGAUUACCAGCGCCCUUAGAGCAAACGUCUCACAUUUUGAAAUUAUGUAAUUGCUAACUUUAAACUGAAGAAUCGAUUUACAAUCUCCAAAGCCAAUUUAGGUAGAGACACGUACGUUCUGCAAAAAAUACCGAGGCGUUAUCUGGGCGAAAUCUUGAUCUGGCCUGAAAGAUAAUGCCUUCAAAUUACUUAUAUAUACAAAAGAGCAGUUGAGUUCCCUGCUACCUGAUUGGUGCUGAGGAUGCUUAGGUGUCAAUGCUCACCGUCACUCUUUCAGACAGCGGGCAGGUGAGACAAGGCUGGGGACUCCCAUUGUGGAGUCCCAAGCUUGUAGAUCGACAGUAUCUCUCGAAGCCAGUACGUGGUGAUGACCGAAGAGCCCUAUUUAACAGCGCCCAAGGAAGUUAGAAAAUUUACCAAAGGAAACCUCAGGAAUGUCGCAAGAGAUUUUUAUUCAGAUGAAGAAACUGUCGGAGAGGACAAACGUAGCAGAAAUCGAAGACCUGCCUUCGGCCUAACAUUGCCAAUAGACGUUGAAUCUGGAAGAAGAAAACCAGCCCUUGUGAGAUCAAAGACAUUUGACCACUCGCUACUGUCACAAAAUCAGAGUGAUGGUGAAACAAAAGCUCAAAGGAAGAAAUCACAGUAUAAUCAGCUCUCUAAGACCAAUUCUCAGUACCACAAAAUGUUCAAAGAGAUCAGCAAGGAUGAACUGCUAAGACAAAGUUACACCUGUGCCUUACAAAAAGACAUGCUUUAUCAGGGGAGACUGUUCGUCUCUGAUAACUGGAUCUGUUUUCAUUCUAAAGUGUUUGGCAAAGACACCAAGAUCGCAAUCCCAGUGCUCUCGGUUUCCAUGAUCAAAAAAACUAAAACUGCCAUUUUAGUGCCAAAUGCGCUAGUUAUUGCCACCACUAAUGACCGGUAUGUUUUUGUUUCAUUCCUCUCAAGAGACACAACGUAUAAAUUCUUGAUGGAUAUGUGUUUCCAUUUGAAGGAGAAGAGUCCUGGAAGUAGCCCCAUUCCGUCAUCUGUUGAGAGCAGCUUUAGAGCUGAGCGUCCUUCACAUUUUCCUCUGAAUAGUGUUAACUUCUCAGCAGAUUUCUGUGACUUGGACGGAGCCGUGAGACCAAGAGAGGAUUGGCAUGAGAGCAGUAGUUCAGACUCCCAGGCCCCUGACUAUGAGAAGAUAGCAGAAUUCCCCAACCUUCCUCCACCAUUCCUGGGAGAUGUUCUUGGGGAUGUUCCAGUCCUCACAGACAUUAAUCUUCAGCAGCUUCCAGACACCAAUCAGGAGAUGGAUUUCAGUAGUGUCUUUAUUUUAGGUUCGUCAAAGACUGCAGAGGUUGUAUGCAUCAAGAGAACACAAAUGCCUGUGUCUCUAAAUAAUGUGCUGUUCAUCUAUUUAUCCCUAGUAUGUGUCCUUGUUUUGUCUUCGUGUUACAUGGCCUUCAAGAUCAUUUCUCUGGAGCAGAAAUUGACCACUCUGGGUGCCUUGACCAAAUUUUCCCAUCUUGAAAAUGAAUAUCUCCGGACACAUCCUGAUGUCAAUGCUGGAAUCUAUUCAGAGUUAACACUAAAUUUAAUGAAACUGGAAAAGGUCCAGAGAAACCUACAGAGACUACUGAAGGAGGCUGAGUGAGGACAGGUCACAUAAACUAUGCAUCUGUAGUGGACCAAGGGCUCGUGUAACAGCUGACGACCACAAGAAGCUCAAAAGGAAACAUGAGCUUCAACUAGUUUAGCCUGUCAUCUUACAUAAUAUGAUAUGUCUGUAGAUGUACAAUAAUUUAAUUAAAGUAAAAGAUAAUCAUAAAAAAUAAUUGUAUUCAGUGCAACACAAAAUGUAUUUAAAUUGUUCCCUGAAAGUUGACUAGUUAAAUAUACUUGAAUAUAUUAGACUCUCCUUCUGUCCUUGUGCUAAUGAUUUAGCAAACUGCACGCAAGCAAUGUGAUCAUGUAAAAACAGGAUUUACUUUCUGUUUGUUUGUCUGUGGUCAUAUAAACAGUGAGUGUCAUUAUUUACUGACUGAUUAAUAAUUAAUCUGAGUAACAAAGUAAAACAUGAAAUAAAGAUUGUCUGGUAUAAUGAUUUCUCCAUCAGAGUAUGUGCAAGAUAAAACAGGGCACAGUUUUAUUUAGGGAGCUGUGGUGUGGCAAAAGUGCCAACAUUAUAUGUUGUGUUACUCAGUUGGUAAAGCAUGGGUCUCUUCAUUCUGAGUUUCAUUAUUGUUAAAUGCCAUUCAUACAAAACUAUGAACUCACUAAUCUAGAUAAAAGCAUCUUGGAAAUUGCAUUUAUUAUUUACAAAAUGAAUUUGAUCCAAUUAUAAUAAGUGCUGUCCUACAGAUUUACCGAAGUGUCUGUAUUGUGAUAAUCAUGUAAAAUAACCAACAUUUGUUUUCAAAUAAACUGAUUUUAGUUA